ACACAAAAUAAUGACGAAUGCAGCGUUCGUGUAAGGGAGGUCGACUCAACAUUGACAAGUCACGAACGCUGGAAACUGUGUUGUGCAGAAUCGGACUCGGAAGCUGUAAUUUUGGUGAUUACAAGAACAAAACAUGAAGUACUAUGAAGAAGCUCAGGCGUCUGAGGACAAACGUCCUUGUGCUGGCAUCAGGGAGGAUUUGAAGGCUUGUCUAUUAGCCACAGAGUGUGUCAGGGUGCAUAGGAAGACUCCAAGAGAAUGUCUUCUGUCCAAUGACCCUUCUGUGCCACAAGAAUGCUUUGCACUUAGAACUACUUUCUUUGAAUGUAAACGAUCACUGCUGGAUACCCGUCAGAGAUUUAGAGGACGUAAAGGUUACUAAUAAUCCCAUUACCAUAUAUGUUAAUACUUCAUUUGUAAAUAAAUUUUUCUUAGUUUUUUAUAUAAGCUUGCAGUUCUUAGUAUCCUCAUAAUGAAUAUGUGCAAAUGGCAGAAGCUCAUCUAAUUUAAAACAUGAUGGAGAAGGAUAUAUGGUAAAUGACACCUGACAAUAUCAUGAGUGGUCCUAUUCAGUUUAUGAUAUAUGAUAUGAACAACAAACGCCAAAGUCCUAAGUGAGGAAGUCAUCAUUUAGUUUUUUUUCCUCAAACAAUACUUUGCAAUUAAUGUUAUGGGUUUGAAUAUUAUCUUCUAGUUUAAAGACUUGAUUGUUAUAUAUGUGAUAUAAUUUUUUCCAACAUAGCUUUAGUGUAUUUUCAAAAUGAGAGAAAAAGUGUAUUUACAUUUAUGUAGGUCUGAAUUUGUGUACGUAAGUUAUCAAUAAAGAUGUAUUGUAAAUAAGCUAAA
This is a messenger RNA of Penaeus chinensis, 846 nucleotides long. Its product is annotated as cytochrome c oxidase assembly factor 5-like. NCBI's taxonomy places the organism in Eukaryota, Metazoa, Arthropoda, Malacostraca, Decapoda, Penaeidae. Gene Ontology annotation, cellular component: mitochondrion. Bases 134 to 382 code for a protein of 82 amino acids. Gene Ontology annotation, biological process: mitochondrial respiratory chain complex IV assembly. The transcript has 4 exons. The record is from RefSeq and is a predicted model, not a curated record.